AUGAAGACAUGGGUGAGAGAGGCGACGAAGCGUACGCAUCAACCGUAUUGUGGACCGACACUAGAGUAUCGAGUGGAUACAUUACUUCUUGAUUCUGCUUUGCAAUCAACAUUUAUGCAGCUAGAUUGUGACGAAGAGACGAAAGCAUUUCUUCAUACGUGUACAGGAGGAAGUCUAUGGGACUCAUUGGGUUCUACACUACUUGGACUCUUUUACUCCCUAACCGACGCGAAUGGAAUUCUCGGACGUGGUCAAAUGUUUGUGCUUUCACAUGCUCAAGUCCAGCAGCUUCUUUCUCGCAAGCAAGCUGUGGCAGGAGGCGGUGGAUCAUUGCUUGACAUUGGAGCUGGAGACGGACACGUGACCGCGUCGCUGGCCUCGCUUGUGGACGAAGUGACGACGACUGAGGCUUCCGCUCCCAUGGUGGCUCACCUGAACAAACGAGGCUACAACAGCGUACAAACCUGCGACUUGCAGCAUGAAUUUGUCCAGUCACGGAAGCCUUACAACAUCAUCAGCAUGCUUAACGUAUUGGAUCGUGCCGACAAGCCGCUUACAAUGCUCCAUGAAAUUCGUGAGAUGCUAAAUCCAGAGAAUGGUCUCUUUCUGCUAGCAGUGGUGCUGCCGUUCUCGGCUUUUGUGGAGGUCGGCACACAGCGCAUUGCACCCACUGAGAAGUUGCCAAUGCAGGGUGGACUUUGCGCACAAGGCGCAUCCUUUGAGCAAAAGAAUAUGAUACAAACAGGACGAAAAGAAGACGUAGAAAGUGAAAUCUUGUUAGGUGAAGAAGAAGACAUUGUUCAAACAAUGACGACGGAUCCUGCGACAGAACAAGAAGAACUCUUUCAUCCAGCUCUUGGCAAGUUUGUAAACGUUGUUCAUUCUGGAGCAGUAAAGAAACGUGUACGAUUUGAUCUAGCAGAGAUUGUGGAAUUUGAACCAACAAUGUGGACAGCAACGGUCUCGUCUGAAGGUGUACCGCUUGGUAUGUCUAUUGAUGUCCGACGUCGAAUCAAGCGGCCAUUGGAGAUAUACGAGAUUGAGCGUGUCAUGCAGCGCAUAGAUCGUCAAGAGUACAUGGAGUUGGGAUACCUUGAAGCAGAAGAACGAUUGGAUAUUCUAGAGAAUGCGGGUCACUCUAUUUCUAUGAUUAGUCAUGUUGAACGUGAUACACUUCGAAUUAAUCGGGAACGAUGGGAAUCGAAUGAGUACGAUCUCAUGUAUCAAUAUGGACUGGGUGAAGUACCGUUGAUAGAAGAUAGUGGUCUGGAGAUGAUGCAACAGCUAGACGGUGACGAUAUUAUGCAUGACAUGGACGCGUACGAUGCCAUUAAUAUGCGAACUUAUGAUGAUUUGAGCAUUGACUAUGCCUCGGACUGCAUUUUGGGCGACGAUGAAAGCUCGGACGAGAACAACGAGCUUCCUUACGCCAUUGACUCGUUUGAUUCUCCUCAUAGCUGCGACUUUUUGGAGAUGAGGACAUUGCCAUCCGAUAUGUCAGAAUCUUCCGGCCACAUGCUUGCUGCUGCAAUAGCCACAAGCUGUGCUCAAUCCGUCUCCAGUAAGCAAUUGUUGGAGACAAAUGGUGUCUGGAAUCUGAUUGAUCAUGGAAAGAGUGCUGUAUUUAAGGACAUGCAGGUAUGGGACGCUAUGGGUGACGGAUUCAUUCGCUUUGAUGCGAAAAAGGUGAAAAAUGACGUAUUGGGCUACGUAGUAGAGCACUCUGUACUGGUGCGUGCGUUACACGACCGUAUGAACCAGUUGACUACUGCCUCGAAUGACAGCUUUACUCCACUCAAGCUCUAUUGUCCAGCCAAGGUCAAGCACUUUCAACGCCCUACUUCGGUCUGUGGUAUCUCGGAGAUUGGUCUAGAGGAUGGACAGCGCAUGAAGGCUGAUUUAGUGGUCGCUGCCGAUGGUGGUAACUCCAUUAUUCGUACGCUCUCAGCUCUUGGAACUUGGGGAUGGGACUAUGACCAGCAGGCUAUCGUAGCCACUGUCAAAACUGAUCGCGUUAACGAGACUGCGUGGCAGCGCUUUUACCCUACCGGCCCUAUAGCUCUCUUGCCCAUGCGUGACGGAUACUCGUCUGUUGUUUGGUCAUGCUCGGCUGAAAUGGCCAAGGAGCUUACGACGCUCAGCCCCGAUGAAUUUGUAGCACGUUUGAACGAUGCCUACUCUGCUCCGCCGACGACUCCUGUACCGCCUGAGUUUCCUGGUAUUCCAGUGCUGUCGGACUUGGUAAAAGGCGUGCAUCACGCUGCAAGUACGAUCAUGUCGGCAGCGGCUCUGUCAGAUCCGUUUGUCGCUCCGCCCAAGAUUGUAGCGACGGUAGGUCACCGCUUCGCCUUCCCGCUCAAGUUGAAGCAUGCGACCAAGUACAUUAAGCCAGGCCUUGCUCUCGUGGGUGACUCCGCGCACACGAUCCACCCGCUUGCUGGUCAGGGUCUGAAUCUUGGUCUAGGUGACGUACAGGCUCUGAGCAAUCUCCUUGUGGAGGGUGUCAAGAGUGGUGAAAAUUUCUCGAGCGAGUACUUUUUGCAGCAGUACGAGGACGAACGUAUGAAGGCCAACAUCACCAUGCAGUUGGCUAUGGACGGUUUCAAGCGAAUGUUUGGCCCCACUCCCGAUGCAUUGUCAGUGGCACGCAACAUUGGCAUGGGCACUCUCAAUGCUGCAGAGCCGCUCAAGAACCAAAUUAUGAAGUACGCAAUGGGUUUGUAA
Molecule: messenger RNA, 2724 nt
Organism: Peronospora belbahrii
Lineage: Eukaryota; Oomycota; Peronosporomycetes; Peronosporales; Peronosporaceae
Source: the annotation of a GenBank genome assembly